UCUACUAGGCAUAAAUGGGUUAAUUUUGAGCAGGAAAGGUUUCACAUCAAGUAAAUGUUUAUAAUCUGUUGUUUUUAUUUUCAGACUGGCAUGCUAUGUCUAGCAGAGGCGCUCCAUUUACAGAACGAUGAAGGAGUGCGAAGGGCCGUCUGCAGGAGAGCUCCACCCUGCUGCCCCAGCCAUGUGUGCCGUGCCUUCCAGAGGUUUGACACGUCCAGACCCGUGGCAGCCUGCGCACUAACAGUGGAUAGUACACCAUUGUAUGCACCAGGAUCAAGAGCUCAACAGACGAUGUGCAGUAUGUCAGGACUUGAUAGAAUGACCGGUCAUAUACCUGGAUUUGAUAGGAUGAGUGGUGGAACACAAGGACUUGAUAGGAUGACUGGACAACCUGGAUUUGAUAGGAUGAGUGGAGGAACACAGGGACUUGAAAGGAUGGCUGGACAACCUGGAUUUGAUAGGAUGAGUGGUAGAGCACAAGGACUUGAUAGGAUAGCUGGACAACCUGGAUUUGAUAGGAUGAGUGGUGGAACACAAGGACUUGAUAGGAUGGCUGGACAACCUGGAUUUGAUAGGAUGGCUGGACAACCUGGAUUUGAUAGGAUGGCUGGACAAUCUGGAUUUGAUAGGAUGGCUGGACAACCUGGAUUUGAUAGAAUGGCUGGACAACCUGGAUUUGAUAGGAUGGCUGGUGGUCCCCAAGGGCUUGAAAGGACAACUGGAACUACACCCAGAUUUGAUAUGAUGGCAGGAGCUUUACCAGGAUUUGAUAGAAUGGCCAGUCAAACUGGGCUUGAUAUGAUGUCAAGAAGUACAACUGGAUUUGACAGGAUGGCUGGUGGUCCUAUUGGGCUUGAUAGGAGAUCCAGAACUCCAGGACUUGGAAGUCCACCUACAUUUGCAGGACUUGGGAGUCCACCUACAUUUGAUAGAACACCAGUAUCUCCUACUGGAAUUGAUAUGAGAAACCCUGGUGCAGGUGGUAUGGAAAGAUUCCCAAGUUUUGAUAGAAUUGGUCAACCAAGUUGGUCAAAUCCUACUGUAUUUGAUAGGACAAAUCCUACAGCAUUUGAUAGGCCCAGCACAACAGGAUUUGAUAUGCCAAAUCCAACUGGAUUUAAUGGGCCAAGCACUCCUGGCUUUAAUGGGCCAAAUCCUACUGGAUUAAAUGUGCCAACUCCUACUGGAUUUGAUAGGUCUACCUUUCAAAGAUUUAACGGUGGAAAUCCCAGCGCUCCUACAUUUGAUAGACCUAGCAGUCUGAACUUCGACAGGACAUCAAGGUCCGGAAUGAACUUUCAAAGUGUCUUGGGCAUAGACAGUCGUAACCCAUCAGGCUUUGGAAACAGUCCUGUUAGUGGCUUUGGCGCCGGGAGUGCCCCAACCAGCUUUGGCAGUAGUCCUGUAAGUGGAUUUGGCACUGAGAGUGGCCCAACCGGUUUUGGCAGCAGUCCUGUAAGUGGCUUUGGCGCCGGGAGUGCCCCAACCAGCUUUGGCAGUACUCCUGUAAGUGGAUUUGACACAAGGAGUGGCCCAAGUUUUGAAAGACCCACGCCACCAGGAUUUGGUGCUCCACCAGGUUUUCCCCCAAGAACACCAUCAGGUUUUGUGGACCCCUCAUCUGCCUUGGGAUCAGGAGCCUCUUCACUAAGUGCAAGAACACCUGGUUUUGAAGAAGUGAUGAGUGGAUUCAUCAGUCCUGUAUUGGACAGCCGAAUGCCUCCAAGCUUUGAUACAACGGCUUCGUUUGAGACAGGUUUUGCAGGAAGACCCACUGGACGAUUUGACAGACAGGAGUCAGCCGGAGUGCAACCAUCAGCAGCAAGCCGUUUUCAGGAUUUCCAAGGCAUGGCUGGCUUCGAAGGUCCCUUUGCCACUUCUGGGGGUCUGACACAAGAUUUUGGUGCAACUGGUUCUAUUGGACAAAGGCCAGAACUGGCCAGCAGAUCUCCGUCUACAAGAUCAACAAGGUCAAGGUCAACCCAAGAAACUGGUUUUCCCAACAUUGACCAGUCUUUUGUCCCUUCUGGUCAGCCUAUACCGUCAAGUUCAGACACAUCCUUUCCAGUCUCCAGCUCUACAUUCCCAAGCCCUUGGCAGUCAGGUACAAGCUCCAGUUCCAGCUCAAACCUAGAAUUCCCCAGUACCGCCCAGUCUACUUUCCCAGAUCAAUUUUCAUCAUCAUCUGCGGGCCAAACAUUUUCUCCAGAUGGAAAAAUGGGGAUAACAUUCCUCUCUCAAGCUUCCUCUCCAACCGCCACACCUUCAGAUUCUUUUUCUGGAUCCUUUUCAUCAUCAGAUCUAACCCGAGCCUCUUCCAGAUCAACACCGUUUGGAUCUGAUUCUGGGUUCCCUCAGGAUCCACAAGGAUUUUCUGCAGUUAAUGGGUUUAUCAACAGUGGACAGUUUGAAUUAAGGGAAGUUGGUACUUUGCCUAGGGACAAUUUCAGCGUACAGAUGCCCAAUACUGCACUGUCUAGGUCUUCCAGUUAGUUUAUGUUGGAACAAAGACCUUUCAGGGUGACUAGUUAGUUAUUGUUGGAACAAAGUCCUUCCAGGGUGGUUGUUGUAGGUGGUAACCUUGACAGUUAAACUGUGGGAUUGUAAAUCAAGGAUGAACAUUGGGACGAUAAUAAAGUUGAAUGGCACUCAGCGAAAACCGAGCAGGGACGACACUUUCUGCUUUUAUGAAUUUUUUUAGAGAAAGGAAAUUUCUAAACGAAAAUCUAUUUUAAGUGGAAUUUGUUGUCCUUUAUAAGCCUAUGCAGAAUGCACAGACUAAAGUGGGAUGAUAGGACGUACGUGCUUUAAGCCCAGUUUUACCAGUGACUCGUUCAUUUACGUUUAUCAGGGACCUGCUGCAUUGAACAUUGUUGAGCAUAUUUACUUGAUGAUAAAAAAGCACCAUGCUUUGAACAAACUUCACUUUUAUUUAAAGUUAACUUAAUUACAUUAUUAUUUAAGAUAUCAAACUUUUUUAUACCUUUAAACCUUUUUGGAUCAUUCUGAUAAAAAAAUAAUUCUUUUAAACUGCAUAAUUCAGUCUUUGAUAAAAUCUUUGAUAAGACAGGCCCCUGAUAUUUUGCAAAGCCUUUGUUUGGGUAAACUGGAAUUAAUGCAUUUGUGUAAAGUGUAAUCCUAGAUUAGCAUGUUCAGUACACAGGCUAUUAGCCUAACCAGGGACGACACUUUCCACUUUUGUUGACUUUUCUCUUUAAAGGAAGUCCCUUCUAAAUGACAAUCCUGAGUAGGCAAAAAGUGACAAAGGUUAACCAGGGACGACACUUUCCACUUUUGUUGACCUUUCUCUUUAAAGGAAGUCCCUUUUUAAUGACAAUCCGGAGUAGGCAGAAAGUGACAAAGGUUAACCAGGGACGACACUUUCCACUUUUGUUGACCUUUCUCUUUAAAGGAAGUCCCUUUUUAAUGACAAUCCGGAGUAGGCAGAAAGUGACAAAGGUUAACCAGGGAGGACACUUUCCACUUUUGUUGACCUUUCUCUUUAAAGGAAGUCCCUUUUUAAUGACAAUCCGGAGUAGGCAGAAAGUGACAAAGGUUAACCAGGGACGACACUUUCCACUUUUGUUGACCUUUCUCUUUAAAGGAAGUCCCUUUUUAAUGACAAUCCGGAGUAGGCAGAAAGUGACAAAGGCUAAUCUGGGAUGACACUUUACGCACAUGCAUUCAGCCUAGUUUUCUCAGAUUGCGGCUCAAAUUUAAGAAUUCUACAAAGUGUACUCAUAUCAUUUAUAAAUCAAAGAUGGCCGAAGAGGACGAAUGUUUUUCUUAGUUGUAAGUUUUCAAUAAGUUUUAUACGCAAGACUUUUGUUGGUUAUUGUAUUUUCAUAUCCUCUAGAUUUGUGUUAUUUCACCAAUGUCCUUUUGGUGAUGUAAUAUAUGAAGAGAAGUUUUGAAUGUGUAAUUCAUUAUGUACGAAUAAAAGCUUUC
This is a messenger RNA of Dreissena polymorpha, 3948 nucleotides long. Its product is annotated as collagen alpha-2(VIII) chain-like. Gene Ontology annotation, molecular function: calcium ion binding. The transcript has 5 exons. Bases 55 to 2493 code for a protein of 812 amino acids. Lineage: Eukaryota; Metazoa; Mollusca; Bivalvia; Myida; Dreissenidae. The record is from RefSeq and is a predicted model, not a curated record.